AGGCUGGUUUAUCUUUUGGAUGUGCCGAGAUUCGGCCCGGUCCACGCGGAAGUCCCGCCUCGAACCGAACUCACUCACUCGUUCGACACGCCACGCCACGCCACGCGCCGCCUUCGCCCCCAAGGAGGCCCCAACUGAUGCGUCGCCGCUCGCCGCCAGCGAGCACGCGGCCGCGCUGAGGGCCGAAGCCGCCAUGAAGCUGACCUGCUUGUCCACCAGCGGCGGCGGCGGCAGCUACCACUCGCCGGCGAGCCAUGUCCUGGAGCUGGAGGGGCUCCGCUUCCUCCUCGACUGCCCCAUCGACCUCUCCGCCCUCGCGGUCUUCUCCCCGGUACCCCUCACCGGUGAUGCGGGGGGCCUCAUCCGCGCCGUGCCGCGCUACUGGUCGCCAGCGGCUGCGGCCGCCGCCAGGGAAGGCGGCGUGGACGCCGUACUCGUGUCUUCCGCGACGGGAAUGCUUGGACUCCCCUUCCUCACUCGACUCCCCGGAUUCGUGAAUACCAAGAUUUAUGUGACAGAGGUAGCAGCGAGGAUUGGAAAGCUAAUGAUGCGGGAGCUGGUGGAGAUGCACCGUGCAUUUGUAAGGUACUAUGGGCCAGAUACGGAUGGGUUACCCAAGUGGAUGGAAGGGGACAAACUCAAUGGACUCGCGUCAAUGUUGCAGAAGCUAGUGACUGAAGAUGAGGGAAAGGAUUUAACUUCUCUGAUGCCUCUAUACAGCCCAGGAAACAUAGAAGAAUGCAUGCAGAAAAUACAGCCUGUUAAGUAUGGAGAGGAGGUUUGCUUCAAUGGCAUAUUUAUGCUGAAAGCCUCUAGUUCAGGCCUGGAACUUGGCAAUUCUGUCUGGACAAUAAAAGGUCCAAGAGCUAGUAUUACCUACCUGCCCAGUUCAGUAUUUGUGUCGGCUCAUGCAUUAGAUUUUGAUUACAGCUCUCUGAAGGAAAAUGAUGUGAUUUUGUUUUCGGAUCUCUCAUCCUUGAACGACAUGGACGAGGAUAACGAGAAACUGGAUGAGCAUGCAAUGAAUGAAACAGACUCUUCGCUAUGUCACCACUCAGUGUUGAGGGAUGAUGGUGCUGAUGCGGAUGAAACAAUCACAUUUCUGUGCAACAAUGAUGAUAUCACGGAGGAGAUUGAGAGAAUCAGCUUUAUAUGCUCAUGUAUCAUCGAUGCAAUAAAAUCUGGAGGCUCUGUUCUAAUACCAAUAGGUCGCCUUGGUGCUAUUCUCUUACUUCUGGAGCUUAUAUCAGAAACGCUACAUUCUUCCAGUAUCAAGGUACCCAUAUUUAUGAUUUCUGAAACAGCAGAAGAAAUUAUUGCUUUUACCAAUGCCUUGCCUGAAUGGCUAUGCAAGUCACGCCAAGAGAAGCUAUUCUCUGGUGAGGCAUUAUUUGGCCACAUGGAGCUUUUGAAGGAGGGCAAAUUAUUUCUGUUCCCACAUUUACACUCAAAGGGCCUGCUGGCAGCAUGGAAGGAGCCUUGUAUUGUGCUUUGUCCACACUGGAGCCUUAGGCUUGGCCCAGCUGUCCAUCUGCUUCGUCGCUGGCAUGCUGACAAACGCUGCCUUCUAGUUUUGGAGCAAGGGAAUGAUGCUGAGUUGAGUCUUAAGCCUUUCAUGCCCUUGGCAAUUCAAGUCCUUGAGUGUUCUUUUCUUUCUGGAGUAAGGGUGGCAAAAAUUGAUUCAUUACUGGGAGUGCUCAAUCCGAAGUUCGUAAUGCUUCCUGAAGGUCUGAAGUCCCGGUGUUCAGUAAAGAAGAGGCCAUGGUCAUUCUUGUAUUACACCAAGGGCAAAACCAUCGAGCUCCCAAAUUUACGGGAAGACUUUGAGGUGCACCUUGCACAUAAUGUGGCCUUAGGAUUGCAGCCUAGGCAACUGAAUGAGACCACUGCAGUGGCGAGAUUGAGAACAGAUCUGCUUGUAAGCAGUGGACAGUAUCAGCUGGCUGCUGCAGAGAAGCAAUCGGAUCGAUCAAAGCGACACUUACUACAUUGGGGCGCUGUUGAUCCGGAUCGCUUGUUGCCAGCACUACAAGAAAAGGGGAUGUUAUGUUCGUUUGCUGCAGAUGAUAACUGUGCAGGUGAACGGUCUGUUCUGAUUACAAGUCCAGUAGAUGCUCUUGUGAAGAUAACAUCUGAUAGGACGGUUAUAUACUGUGAUGAUGAGGGAACAUCCAAGCAUAUUUACGAUGCACUUUGUAGCGUUUGCAAUGGGAUCUGAGUGCAUAACUCAUGUGUAAUUGUUGUUUGUCAUGAGAUUGUGCAUGUGAUUUUUUUAAAGCUUAUGUGUAUGUGAAAUUGUGAAUUGUGUCUAAACUAGUUGGAUCUGAUUUCUGGGCC
Molecule: messenger RNA, 2337 nt
Organism: Setaria italica (foxtail millet)
Lineage: Eukaryota; Viridiplantae; Streptophyta; Magnoliopsida; Poales; Poaceae
Product: integrator complex subunit 9 homolog
Exons: 11
Coding region: 20-2218 (732 amino acids)
Biological process (GO): snRNA processing
Cellular component (GO): integrator complex
Source: RefSeq, a predicted model, not a curated record